Messenger RNA from Rodentolepis nana, 2505 nucleotides. The record is from the annotation of a GenBank genome assembly. NCBI's taxonomy places the organism in Eukaryota, Metazoa, Platyhelminthes, Cestoda, Cyclophyllidea, Hymenolepididae.
AUGCCCAGGAUAGAUAGAACACAAUACGAACUAUUGCUUGACGAGGAAAUACCCUACAACAAUGAAGAAGCUGGAGUGAUCCUCUUGGACCGUGUGCUUUCCAUCAUAAAAUUUGCCUUUUUACUAUUUUUGAUCGUUGAAAUUACAUCUUGCGUAAAAUGGGACACUAUAAUCAACUCAAACGCCACCAUUAAUUCCUGGGAUGAUGCUCUUAUACCGCCUCCUGUUUGCUGGGCCUCAUUGCCAUGGUUUACUGGUUUAUUUGUUUUUCUCGCCGUGCUCUCGAGUUUGGUCUAUAUUGUAAGAGAAGCCAUUAGACUGUCUCAACUAUGGGGUGUACGACGCUUUUGCACUAUAACUCUUGAUAUGCCAACUAGUGAUUCAGAACUGAAUGAUCUCACUUGGUCUGAUGUGUUGAAAUGCCUUAUCAAUGUGCAAACCCAAAUGCAUCUAUGCCAUAGUAAUAAAAUUUUGGAUCAAUUGGACGUUUACAAUCGCAUUCUGCGUAAAGAAAAUUACGUUCUUGCAAUGUUCAACCGGGAUGUCUUUCCUUAUCGAUUUCAUGUUCCUUUCUCCUCCCUCCCCUAUAUUUAUCUGCCGCGUUACUAUCUGUUCCUGUUAAAACAGCUUCUCUUUGGUUACAAAUCACCAUUUGAAACAUAUUGGCAACUCAAGCCCGAGUACAAAUUCCUCGGUAAACGUGUUGAACUGGCAGAUGAGUUUGCUCUACAUUCACGUAUUCUCGGUGCUAUCUCUCUUGCUCUAAGCCCUAUAAUCUUUCUUGUGCAAAUUCUCCUAUUUCUCUUCUCAAAUUCUCAAAGACUUCGAUUCGAUCCUGCUCAGCUUGCUGGUCGAACAUGGUCUAAUUAUGCUCGCCUUUACCUGCGUCAUUUCAACGAACUCCCCCAUGAACUCAACCUACGACUUAAUGCAGCUUAUAAAUCUGCCUCUGAAUAUCUGGACUGCUUCCAGUCUCGUUUCCUUAGUACUCUAGCUUCUCAUUUGGUAUUUACGCUUGGUGGUCUAUCUCUCUUAAUGUUUUGUGCAGGUGCAAUUAAAGAGGGAUUUCUCCAUCUACCUGGCUACCUCGCCGUGAUGGCGUUUGGUGGUUUGGUGGCCAAAGUUGCCAUGAGUUUGAUACCUUCUGAAGAUGUCUAUCAUGUGCCUCGAUUCCCACUAUCAUCAACCCUAGCUAUGAUUCACUACAUGCCUGACAAGUGGCUGAACAAUGCCCACACUAGUCAGGUUCGGGCUGAGUUCUCACAACUUUUCCAGUAUCGAUUUGUUGCCGCAAUGGAGGAAAUACUUUCGCCAUUUAUUGUCCCUAUCAUCCUUUUAUUUGGGAUACCGAAAAGGAGUCUUGAUAUUGUGGACUUCUUGAGGAACUGCACUGUGGAAAUCGAUGGAGUUGGGGACAUUUGUAGCUACGCUCAGCUAGAACUGUCUCGCCAUGGUGACCCCGAUUGGUACCCCAGUGAUGACUUGCCCUCACCUGGGGGGUCUGAUGAUGCUUCAGGUGGCGAGAGACACGUUACUGCGGUUGGAGGGAAGACAGAACUUAGUAUUGCUCAUUUCUAUUCCAUUAAUCCCACAUGGAAUCUUUCUUCGACGAACAGGAAGUUUAUUGAUGACUUGCAUAAGCAACUCAGCAUUGAUAUGCAACGAACUCAGGCCGAUGUUAUGUUGGGUUUGCAUACCACUCCAAAUAUGCGAUCUUUGCACAGUAGAGUUGAUCCCAAGGUGGCUAUGGUUAUGUCUAUUCAUGCAGAGGGGGAUAAUAGGCCCUUACCAAUGAAAAAUGUCUCCCAUAUUCCCGCCUCUAUGAUACCUACCUCUUAUAGCGCUGGUUGUGAAUCAGAGUUGAAGUCAACUUCUCCGACACCUCAAACAGGACCCGGAACUCCAGCUGAAAUGUCUCCUAGCACUUAUCGCCAGAUUUCGGAAAAACCUGGUCCUUCUAAGUUCUCAAAUCAACCACCUAUUGGCCCUAGUUUCUCUAUGUACCAUCCCUACAUGAUGUAUCAACCCUACACUUCUCAAAUGGAUGAUAGAACGACUAUGGCCUCUAGCCUAGGAGAAGGAGGGGCAGCAAGUUUGUCGUUUGGGGAGACUCAUAUUGAUAUGGACACUAGUUCGCUCUAUAUGCAUGCUAUUCAUCAGAGAAGGCUAAGACAAGCGCAAACUUCGUCAGUACUCUUGUCCAGCCUGCGUCAAAGAUCAUUUACGAGUGAUGGACUCCAAGAUGAGAUUAGAUACCAACAACCAACUCAUAGGCAUCUAUUCCGAGGUAGAGGUGGCAUUUCCGUUCCUUCAAGUAUUCGCUCAGUUCGACAGUUUGAGGGAGUGGUUGAGGAGACUGAGGAAGAGACCAGUUCUGCUGCCGGAACUCAACAGUUGACAACUACUGGUUCUGAUUCCUCCACUGGAACUAUCACAAUGCCCACUCCCAGGAUUGUAUCUGAUGAUGUUCAAAAAUGGCCUGGACUACCACCCCCAACCUGCUAG